This is a messenger RNA of Melampsora larici-populina 98AG31, 660 nucleotides long. RefSeq lists its product as uncharacterized. The transcript has 3 exons. Lineage: Eukaryota; Fungi; Basidiomycota; Pucciniomycetes; Pucciniales; Melampsoraceae. The record is from RefSeq and is a predicted model, not a curated record. The coding region runs from base 1 to 660 and encodes 219 amino acids.
AUGGCGGCCACUGUUCCUAUGAUGGUGCAAAAUUGUUCAAAAAUAUGUGAAUUAAUGACCAAGCUGGACUCAUCACCCAAGGAGGUCAUGGUCACAUUCUUGUCUUCCACUCACCCAGAAAUGGUAUUCCGUAAACGACUGAUGAAAGCCGGACUAGGUGCAAAGACCACGCGAUCCAUCGUGAACAACCUGGGCAAAUUGGCUUGUUCGAGUUCCCAAGGCCAAAAUGAUUGGGAACAGCUGGCGUCCGAAAUUGUGAUUUGUCAGGAAAUAAUCCGUGGCCAUUAUCCCAGUGGAACAUAUGUCAGCUCGCAUCAAAUCACCCCCGACUUCUUCAGUGAGGGUGCCGAACGUCUUCGUGAAGAACAAAUCACUUCGGGGAUGAGCUUUCUACACACACUCAUUCACCAAAAGCUGGCUGCAGGAAUGAAGAAAGUGGACACCGAGGCAUAUGACAAUGACAAAGGGGGCCAAGACGCGGUGAACGUGCUAGAAACAAAGAGAGCAACACCGUCUGACCGUGACAAUCCAAAUGAGAUCCUCGGAACUGUAGACAAUGCGUCAAUGCUAUCACUCAAAAAUCUGGUGUAUUUCAAACCAACGCCCACUGAGAAGGCAGCUCACAAACUUGCCACGCUGGAGGUGUUACUUGCCGCGUGA